Messenger RNA from Vespula vulgaris, 553 nucleotides. RefSeq names its product gem-associated protein 7-like. Bases 87 to 407 code for a protein of 106 amino acids. Gene Ontology annotation, biological process: spliceosomal snRNP assembly. Lineage: Eukaryota; Metazoa; Arthropoda; Insecta; Hymenoptera; Vespidae. The transcript has 3 exons. The record is from RefSeq and is a predicted model, not a curated record. Gene Ontology annotation, cellular component: SMN-Sm protein complex.
AUAUGUAGUUGAACGACUUCCCCACUUUUUCCUCCGCCAUAAGUGAAAAUCCAGUGUUAAAUCGUCAAAAUAGUUUGUUACAAAAAAUGAUUGAAAAGGAAGAACAGAAUGAUGAAUCUGAUAAAAAAAAUAUAGAAUUAGACUUUUCGACGUCGGAGAAACAAGAAGCGCGUGCAUUCUUACGAGAACGUUUUCUACGUGUGAUAACUGGUAUCGUCGGGAAAAAGACAAAAUUUAGUUUAUAUGAAAAUUCACACGUCGUUGGUGAAUUCCGUGGCUCCGACAUUGACUGCCUGGAAUUAUUUGUGAGAAAUUUGGAGACACCGCUUGGAAUAAUCCCAGAAGCUAUACUCAGAGUGAACGACAUAAUCUCCAUGAACGUUGAUGACAUCAUAAGCAAUCAAUAAGAAAAUUAUUCUAAGAGUAGAUUCUCUUCCAGCAAGGCAUUACGACGACGUUCUCAAUCUUCUCUAAUCUCUAGAAGACAUUGAAAAGAUUACUAUAUUCUGUCAAAGUAAUUUCGAAUGAUAUCCAAUUAAUUGUGCUACAACAU